Auanema sp. JU1783 is the source of this 474-nucleotide messenger RNA. The record is from the annotation of a GenBank genome assembly. NCBI's taxonomy places the organism in Eukaryota, Metazoa, Nematoda, Chromadorea, Rhabditida, Rhabditidae.
AUGAAUAUGAGCAUGUUCAUUCAUUUUGGUGAUCGCGAAAUUAUACUGUUCAGUUUUUGGAAAACAGGAUCGUUUUGGGGGUUGGCAGUUUCCCUUUUAAUCACAUUCUUAUUAUGUUUUGUUCAUGAAGGUAUCAAGGGUGCUCGUAUACUUUUGGCUCAAAGUCAUAAUAUGAACCGUAGAAGACAAGCUGCCAUCCGUGGAAACAGUUCCAUUGGCGAUAACAUAUCUGCUGAUAGUGUUACAUUUGCACCUUUGUUGAAUUUGAAUGGAUUCACAAAGAGAUUGUUCACUAAGUACAGGAUUAUUCAAGCAGCUCUUUAUGGACUUCAGGUUCUUCUUGCUUUUGUACUGAUGCUUAUUGCUAUGACAUUCAAUGGAUAUCUAAUAAUAUGCAUAGUUGUAGCAGAAUCAAUUGGUUAUUUCCUUUUCUCUGGAACUCCUAUUGUGGAUGGAGGAAAUGAUUGUUGUUAG